Camelus dromedarius (Arabian camel) is the source of this 998-nucleotide messenger RNA. RefSeq names its product LHFPL tetraspan subfamily member 7 (gene LHFPL7). NCBI's taxonomy places the organism in Eukaryota, Metazoa, Chordata, Mammalia, Artiodactyla, Camelidae. The record is from RefSeq and is a predicted model, not a curated record. The transcript has 4 exons. Gene Ontology annotation, cellular component: membrane. The coding region runs from base 98 to 691 and encodes 197 amino acids.
UUUACAAGGUCACAGACUUACGUUCAAAGCUGGAGCCUGAGAAGAAGUGACCAGGUUGGAGGGUCUUGACCAGAAGUGUGGUCACUGACAGUCCCUGAUGGUGGGCAGCGUGUGGGCAGCUCUGGGACUUUCCCUCACCUGCGUCUCAGCCUUCAGCCUUACCUCCCCUGCCUGGUUCCAGGCCCCCACCUUCUCCUUUGGUGUGCUCACCUACUGCUCCUGGCCCCAUGGUGACAGCAGGAACCAGAGCUGUGGGACCUUCAGGUCCCUGGAUGACAUUCCUGACUUUGCCUGGAAGGUCUCAGCCACGAUGCUCCUCGGAGGCUGGCUCCUGUUGGCCUUCAAUGCAAUUCUCCUCCUGUCCUGGGGCCUGGCCCCUAAAGGGCUCUGUCCAAGGAGGGGCAGUGGCCCAAUGCCCGGGGUGCAGGCAGCAGCAGCCACCGCCACCAUCGUGGGCCUGCUGGUUUUCCCCAUCAGCUUGGCUUCCCCAUUCGCCAAGGAAGUCUGCUUAGCCUCCUCCGUGUACCACAGUGGUCAGUGCCAGCUGGGCUGGGGCUAUGUGACCGCCAUCCUCAACGCAGUCCUGGCCAGCCUCCUGCCCAUGAUCAGGUGGCCCCACACAACUGAGGUCCAGAGGAGGACCAUCCUCUUCUCCCGAGACGCUGACAGCAUCAUCUCGCACCAGAAAUGAGCAAAUAAAAAUAUCCCAGGAGGAGCAAAAAAGAGCCCACGCUAGAAUUGUAUGAAAUCACUAUGCACCCAGGUUCAAAUCCCACCUCUGCUGUUUCCUGGCCGUGUGACCUCAGGCCAGACACUUCACCUCUCUGGACCUCAGGGGAUGCUUCUGUGAAGUGGAGGGUGAAAUACCUUGUAGGGUUGUUAGGAAAAUUAGCUUGAGAUGCUGUAUAUAUUGUAUGUAUGUAUUGUAGCACAAUGCUAAGCAUAGCAUUCAAUAAACUUUAGUUACUAUUAUUGUAAUCCCUACCUCACAGGACUGU